UAUUGUCAGAUUUUUAUUUUAAAACUGUAAGAAAAUGUGUUUUCAAGGCAUAAGGAGACCACAGUAAUGGUCACACUAAAGAUUUAGAAGUUAAGUUUCUUACUGCUUUAAGUAAGCAUGAGAAUUGUGGUCCUGUGCUUUAACGAAACUGAAGGGAAAAAAAUCAGAGGUUAAAAUAAAACAACACUUAUUAAUAGAAAGUUGGUAUUUGUAGUCCGUACUUACUAUUUGGCCACAUGAUGUCGCUCUUUACCGCGAAAUUUUCUCAUUCAAGACAAGACUAAGUCAUCCGUUUUCAUACUGGAAAGACUCCUCAUUCUGUUUCUCUAAACCGACGAACAAUGGCGAGCGCUUCAGGAUAGUAAGGAAGAGAUGAGAAGAUUCCUCCAGAUUUUGGGACACGUUACGAUUUGAAUGAAAAAAAAAAAAAAAACAAUUAAUUUGAAAUGGUGUACUCGAAUCGAGGCGACCGGGAGCACCGGCAUCGACUGCUGUUUUUUAUAAUUCUCACAGUCUGGGAGCCUGGAAGCGGCCAGGUCCACUACUCGGUCCUGGAGGAGGCUAAACACGGCACCUUCGUGGGUCGCAUCGCCCAGGACUUGGGGCUGGAGCUGACGGAGCUCGUACCGCGCCUGUUCCGGGUGGCGUCCAAAGGCCACGGGGACCUUCUGGAGGUAAAUCUGCAGAAUGGCAUUUUGUUUGUGAAUUCUCGGAUCGAUCGGGAGGAGCUGUGCGGGCGGAGCGCGGAGUGCAGCAUCCACCUGGAGGUGAUCGUGGACAGGCCGCUGCAGGUUUUCCAUGUGGAGGUGGAGGUGAAGGACAUUAACGACAACGCGCCUGUGUUCCCCCAGACACAAAAGAAUCUGUUUAUAGCAGAAUCCAGGAUGCUAGACUCUCGGUUUCCACUAGAGGACGCUUCGGAUGCAGAUAUCGAGGAGAACGCUCUGUUGACUUACAGACUGAGCCCGAACGAGUUUUUCUCUCUGGACGUACCAACAAAUGACGAACAGGUAAAACCUCUUGGACUUGUAUUACGGAAACCUUUAGACAGGGAACAAUCUCCGGAACUUCAUUUAUUGCUCACGGCCACUGAUAGAGGCAAACCUGAGCUGACUGGCUCCGUUCAGUUACUCAUCAAAGUGCUGGACGCCAAUGACAACGCCCCCGCUUUCGAUAAAACACUCUAUGCCGUGAAAUUACCAGAAAAUAUUCCCAAUGGAACUUUGGUAAUUAAACUGAACGCCUCAGAUUUGGAUGAAGGCUCGAAUGCUGAUAUUAUUUACUUAUUCUCUAGUGAUGUUUCCCCAGAUAUAAAAUCUAAGUUCUACAUUGAUGCCAUAAACGGAGAAAUUGUAGCAAUAGGACAUAUCGAUUUUGAAGAAAGUAAAACCUACAAACUUCGAAUAGAAGCGAUCGAUAAAGGCUCCCUACCACUAGCUGGUCACUGUACAGUUCAUGUGCAAGUUUUGGACGCUAAUGAUAAUGCUCCUGAGUUGACUGUUACUUCCCUGUCUCUCCCUAUCUCAGAGAAUGCUCAGCCGGGCACAGUCAUCACCUUGAUUAAUGUGUCUGACCGAGAUUCCGGAGCUAAUGGGGAGGUGACCUGCUCAUUAACACCCCACGUCCCCUUCAAGCUGGUGUCCACCUUCAAGAACUACUAUUCGCUGGUGCUGGACAGCGCCUUGGAUCGCGAGAGCGUGUCCAACUAUGAGCUGGUGGUGACUGCACGGGACGGAGGAUCGCCUCCGCUCUCCGCCACCGCCAGCGUGCCCGUGGAAGUGGCGGACGUGAACGACAACGCGCCGGCGUUCGCGCAGCCCGAGUACACGGUGUUCGUGAAGGAGAACAACCCGCCCGGCUGCCACAUCUUCACGGUGUCGGCGCGGGACGCGGACGCGCAGGAGAACGCGCGGGUGUCCUACUCGCUGGUGGAGCGGCGCGUGGGCGAGCGCGCGCUGUCGAGCUACGUGUCGGUGCACGCGGAGAGCGGCAAGGUGUACGCGCUGCAGCCGCUGGACCACGAGGAGCUGGAGCUGCUGCAGUUCCAAGUGAGCGCGCGCGACGCGGGCGUGCCUCCGCUGGGCAGCAACGUGACGCUGCAGGUGUUCGUGCUGGACGAGAACGACAACGCGCCCGCGCUGCUGCCGCGGCCCGGCGCGGGCGGCGGGGGCGGCGCGCUGAGCGAGCUGGUGUCGCGGUCGGUGGGCGCGGGCCACGUGGUGGCGAAGGUGCGCGCGGUGGACGCGGAUUCCGGCUACAACGCGUGGCUGUCGUUCGAGCUGCAGCCGGCGGCGGGGAGCGCGCGCAGCCCGUUCCGCGUGGCGCUGUACACGGGCGAGAUCAGCACGACGCGCCCCCUGGACGAGGCGGACCCGCCGCGCCAGCGCCUGCUGGUGCUGGUCAAGGACCACGGCGAGCCGGCGCUGACGGCCACGGCCACCGUGCUGCUGUCGCUGGUGGAGAGCGGCCAGGCGCCAAAGGCGUCGUCGCGGGUGUUGGCUGGCUCCGCUGGCGCCGAGGCGGCGCUGGUGGACGUCAACGUGUACCUGAUCGUCGCCAUCUGCGCGGUGUCCAGCCUGCUGGUGCUCACGCUGCUGCUGUACACGGCGCUGCGGUGCUCGGCUCCGCCCAGGGAGGGCGCGUGUGGGCCUGGGAAGCCCACGCUCGUGUGCUCCAGCGCGGUGGGGAGCUGGUCGUACUCGCAGCAGAGGCGGCAGAGGUGUGCUCUGGGGAGGGCGCUCCCAAGACCGACCUCAUGGCCUUCAGUCCCAGUCUUCCUCCGUGUCCUGGAUCUCUAAAUGCAACGGAAGAUUCAGAAGCUUCUUUGGAGUCCUCUGGAAAGCCUCGACAGCCCAACCCUGACUGGCGUUACUCUGCCUCCCUCCGAGCAGGAAUGC
This is a messenger RNA of Mustela erminea (ermine), 2897 nucleotides long. Its product is annotated as protocadherin alpha-7-like. Gene Ontology annotation, biological process: homophilic cell-cell adhesion. Gene Ontology annotation, cellular component: plasma membrane. NCBI's taxonomy places the organism in Eukaryota, Metazoa, Chordata, Mammalia, Carnivora, Mustelidae. Gene Ontology annotation, molecular function: calcium ion binding. The record is from RefSeq and is a predicted model, not a curated record.